AUGUACUUGCAACCCGUCAUCCUCCUCACCCUCGCCUAUCUUGGUGUCGCCCAGGACACCUCCUCGGGCUCAGGCGCACCCCAAGUGUCGACCUACACUUCUCAAAUCGUCUCGACGGUCACGCCCUCGGGCUACCCGACGACGACCGUCAGUGCCAGCGAUACCGGGUCAGCCACAGACACGGGAUCCGCCACUGACACGGGGUCCGCCACUGACACCGGGUCCGCCACUGACACCGGGUCCGCCACUGACACCGGGUCUCACACCAGCGGCUACGAGACCACAAUCACAUCCGGGGGCAGUGCCAUCGUCUCGUCUGUCACCUCGGGCGCCGGGGGUGUGGGCGCCACGCUAACCUCGGGCGCCGGCGGCGCUGCCUCGACCCUCACGUCCGCCGUCGGCGGUGCUACCUCGCCCAUCACCGGCCCCGGUGCCACGGCUGCGCCUUUCGUGCCUGGCCUUGUGGUCGGACUUGUCGGUGGUAUGGCUGCUCUCCUCUAA
Neoarthrinium moseri is the source of this 501-nucleotide messenger RNA. RefSeq lists its product as uncharacterized. The coding region runs from base 1 to 501 and encodes 166 amino acids. The record is from RefSeq and is a predicted model, not a curated record. NCBI's taxonomy places the organism in Eukaryota, Fungi, Ascomycota, Sordariomycetes, Amphisphaeriales, Apiosporaceae. The transcript has a single exon.